Sipha flava (yellow sugarcane aphid) is the source of this 7609-nucleotide messenger RNA. It is a transcript of the gene ACC, whose product is annotated as acetyl-CoA carboxylase. Lineage: Eukaryota; Metazoa; Arthropoda; Insecta; Hemiptera; Aphididae. Gene Ontology annotation, molecular function: metal ion binding; acetyl-CoA carboxylase activity; ATP binding. Gene Ontology annotation, biological process: fatty acid biosynthetic process. The transcript has 36 exons. Bases 467 to 7609 code for a protein of 2380 amino acids. The record is from RefSeq and is a predicted model, not a curated record.
GUCGAAGGAUCGUUGGCGGACAACGGUCCGCUAAACGCGGCCAUCGUAAAAAAGUACGCGCCGUCAUCGUUACCUACGCCGGCACCAUCAUCGUCAUCAUUAUCGCCCACCGCCGUAACGCAACAACCGUGGCCGGUGCCGGAUGCAACGGGGCAACAGCGAAAAAAUCGUAAUUACAGCAGUGCGCAGCAAUACGGAGCCGUAGCACAUUGCAGUGCAAUCGUUGGUGGUGCUGCACGACCAGUUGUUGUAUCGUAGUCCUGUCGUCCGCGUUAUCCGAUUGUUUUCACCGCCUCGCGUCGCCGGCCGUGUCGUAAUCGUCGCUACUGCUAUCGCGCGUGCGUGUCCGUCUGCCGCUCGUGCUCUGCGCUCGCGGCACGCGUGCUCGGCCGCACGUGUCGUCAUCACCCGUCGCGCAGUUGAACGCACACGUCCGACACUCGCGUACGGCUACCGCGCGAACGUCAUGCUGCAGCGCAGGAACUCCAGGCGGUUCGUCUUGUCCGAGCUUCGGACGUCCACCACCGGCAACAAGUCGCAGUUGAACGGCGGCGGCGUCGAGGACGCACAGCAACCGUCAUCACCGGCCCACGAGGAUGGCGAAGAAGACGCGUCGUCCGCCGCGGUCGAUUCGGACGAAGCGGACGACGCGUUUUGCAUACAGCUGGAACCGAUGUCGUCGUUCCCGCCGGUGGCCAGCGGCAACUCGCCGCGGCCGCUGCGCGCGUUCGCCUCGUCCGCCGGACUCCUGUCGUCUAUGCACGACGAUCGGCCGCCGUCCAAACAUGAGAUUGCCCAGUGGAAAUCGAUUAAAAAUCUAAAAUCCGGCAUCACGCCUAGUAUGUCUCAAGGCAAUGUUAUACAUCAAAGACUUACUGAAAAAGAUUUUAAUGUAAGCACUCCUGAGGAAUUUGUCAAACGUUUUAAAGGAACAAAAGUUAUUAACAAGGUUUUGAUUGCUAACAAUGGUAUUGCUGCAGUUAAAUGCAUGAGAUCUGUUCGUCGAUGGUCUUAUGAAAUGUUUAGAAAUGAAAGAGCCGUACGAUUUGUAGUGAUGGUUACACCAGAAGAUCUUAAAGCAAAUGCUGAGUAUAUUAAAAUGGCUGAUCAUUAUGUACCAGUACCUGGAGGUACAAAUAACAACAAUUAUGCUAAUGUUGAACUUAUCGUCAAUAUAGCCAUUCGUUCUCAAGUUCAAGCUGUAUGGGCUGGUUGGGGACAUGCCUCUGAAAAUCCAGAACUCCCCAAACUUUUGGAAAAAAAUAAGAUUUCUUUCAUCGGACCACCUGAUAAAGCUAUGUUUGCUCUUGGUGAUAAAAUUGCUUCAAGUAUUGUUGCCCAAACCGCAGAAAUUCCAACAUUGCCAUGGUCUGGUUUAGGUGUAACUGGUCAUUACUCUGGAAAAAAAAUUGAAAUUGGACCAGAAUUGUACAAACAAGGAUGUGUUGCUAAUAUUGAAGAAGGUAUCGUGUCCGCUGAAAAGAUAGGAUACCCAGUUAUGAUAAAAGCUAGUGAAGGUGGUGGUGGUAAAGGUAUAAGGAAAGUGGAAAAUACUGAAGAAUUCCCAAAUGCAUUUAAACAGGUCCAAUCUGAAGUCCCUGGAUCACCAAUAUUUAUUAUGAAAUUAGCUAAAUGCGCCAGGCAUUUAGAAGUACAACUUUUAGCUGAUCAAUAUGGUAAUGCUAUAUCAUUGUUUGGACGUGAUUGUUCAAUUCAGAGAAGACAUCAAAAAAUUAUUGAAGAAGCUCCUGCAGUGAUUGCUGAACCAAGCGUUUUUGAAGAUAUGGAAAAAGCCGCAGUUCGUCUUGCUAAAAUGGUUGGUUAUGUUAGUGCUGGUACAGUUGAGUAUUUAUAUGACACAGAUGGAAACUACUACUUUUUGGAAUUAAACCCUAGACUUCAAGUUGAACAUCCAUGUACAGAAAUGGUGUCUGAUGUUAAUUUACCAGCUGCUCAAUUACAAAUUUCUAUGGGCUUACCUCUUAACUGUAUCAAAGACAUAAGAUUAUUGUAUGGUGAAUCUGCUUGGGGAGAUAGCUUUAUUGAUUUUGAUGCACCAAGACAUAAACCUCAUCCAUGGGGUCAUGUAAUUGCUGCUCGAAUUACUAGUGAAAAUCCUGAUGAAGGGUUUAAACCUAGUUCUGGAACUGUUCAGGAGUUAAAUUUCCGUUCUUCAAAGAAUGUAUGGGGAUACUUCAGUGUAGCUGCUUCAGGAGGAUUGCAUGAAUUUGCUGAUUCUCAAUUUGGUCAUUGUUUCUCCUGGGGAGAAAAUCGAGAACAAGCUAGAGAAAAUCUAGUUAUUGCACUUAAGGAAUUAUCCAUUAGAGGAGAUUUCAGAACUACAGUUGAAUAUUUAAUCACACUUCUUGAAACUGAGUCAUUCCAGUCAAAUACAAUUGAUACUGCUUGGUUGGAUUUAUUAAUAGCAGAGCGAGUACAAUCUGAAAAACCAGAUGUAUUACUUGGAGUCAUAUGUGGAGGACUUCAUAUAGCCGAUCGUAAAAUUUCAGAAUCAUUCCAAAAUUUCCAAACAUCUUUAGAACGUGGUCAAGUAUUGAGUGCUAAUGCUUUAGACCACCAAGUAUCUGUUGAAUUAAUACAUGAGGGAUUUAAGUAUAAAACCACGGUUACUAAAUCUGGAUUGAAUUCAUAUUUCCUCAUCAUGAAUGGUUCAUUUAAAGAAAUUGAAGUUCAUCGUCUUUCUGAUGGAGGAAUUUUGUUAUCCUUGGAUGGAUCAAGUUUUACUACUUACAUGCGAGAAGAAGUUGAUAGAUACAGAAUCGUAAUUGGUAAUCAGACAUGUGUGUUUGAAAAAGAAAAUGAUCCAUCCUUAUUACGUUCACCAUCUGCUGGUAAAUUGAUCAGUUUUCUUAUAGAAGAUGGUGGUCAUGUCAAAAAAGGUCAAGCUUAUGCCGAGAUUGAAGUUAUGAAAAUGGUGAUGACAUUAACAGCAACAGAAAAUGGUCAUGUUUCUUAUAAUAAACGGCCCGGUGCUGUGUUAGAUGCUGGCUCAUUAAUUGCAACACUUGAAUUGGAUGAUGCAUCAUUAGUCACAAAAGCUGUUGAAUAUAAAGGACAAUUUCCUGAACUAGACGGAACUUCACAUAUUUAUGGAGAAAGUCUUAACAAUAUACAUACAUGCUACAGACGCAUGUUAGAUAAUAUUCUUGCUGGUUUUUGCUUGCCAGAACCAUAUCAUCAUGUUCGUUUAAGAGAAGUCAUCGAAAAGUUUAUGAAUUCUCUGCGUGAUCCUAGUUUACCUUUAUUGGAGUUGCAGGAAGUUAUAUCAUCAAUAUCUGGUAGAAUUCCAAAAGCUGUCGAUAAAAAAAUUAAAUCAUUAAUGAAGCUAUAUGAAAGAAAUAUAACAUCAGUUCUUGCACAAUUUCCUAGCCAGCAAAUAGCUGCUAUUAUUGAUGGUCAUGCUGCAACCUUACAAAAACGAACAGAUCGUGAUAGUUUUUUCCAAACCACCCAAGGAAUUGUACAACUAGUGCAAAGAUAUAGAAACGGAAUUCGUGGACGAAUGAAGUCUGCUGUUCAUGAAUUAUUAAAACAAUAUUAUGAAGUGGAAAGUCAAUUUCAACAUGGAAGUUAUGAUAAAUGUGCUACAGCUUUAAGAGAUAGGUAUAAAGAUGAUAUGGCUGCUGUUACUUCAACUAUAUUCUCACAUACUCAAGUGGCAAAGAAAAAUAUGCUAGUUACAAUGCUAAUUGAUCAUUUAUGGGCCAAUGAGCCUGGAUUAACUGAUGAGUUAGCUGCUACUUUAAAUGAACUGACAUCACUUAAUCGCAGUGAGCAUUCAAGAGUUGCUCUUCGUGCACGACAAGUACUUAUUGCUGCACACCAACCAGCAUAUGAAUUAAGGCAUAACCAAAUGGAAUCAAUAUUUUUAUCUGCUGUUGAUAUGUAUGGACAUGAUUUUCAUCCUGAAAACUUACAAAAACUUAUCCAGUCAGAAACUUCCAUAUUUGAUAUUCUCCACGAUUUCUUUUAUCAUUCUAACCGUGCAGUUUGUAAUGCUGCAUUAGAGGUUUAUGUAAGACGUGUUUACAUAUCGUAUGAUCUUACGUGUUUACAACAUUUGGAACUGUCUGGUGAAAUAUCAUUAGUUCACUUCCAAUUUCUUUUGCCUUCUUCCCAUCCUAACCGGCAACAAAAUAAGAUUAAUUCUGUAUCUACUGAAAACUUGGAAUCACCAACUAAAACUCCAUUACCAUACAUUCCAACAUAUCAUAGAACCGGCUGUAUGGCUGCAUUUGAAUCAUUUGCUCAAUUCGAACAAUACUUUGAUGAAAUUCUUGAUAUUAUGGAAGAUCUGUCUACUCCUGUGACUAUGCACCAAAAAAUUAUUGAUGCCUUAGAAAGUGGUAGUGAAUCUAGAUUGAGCUCUUCUCUUAAUGUGAGCUUAAAUCUUGGUGACGUCCGACCGGCAGACCAAGAAAAUCUUCAGAUGGAACCUUGUCACAUUUUGUGCAUAGCUAUGAAAGAUACUGGAAAUAUGGAAGAUGAUAAACUUGGCAAGAUGUAUGAAGAAUUUUGUCAAAAACAUAGAGAGGAAUUGAAGAAAAGAUUAAUUCGAAGAAUCACGUUUUUGGCUUUAAAUAAGAGACAAUUCCCUAAAUUAUUCACCUACAGAAACUAUGAUAAUUUUGGAGAAGAUAGAAUUUAUCGGCAUUUAGAGCCAGGUAUGGCUUUCCAAUUAGAAUUGAAUAGAAUGAGAACUUAUGAAUUAGAAGCGUUACCAACAUCAAAUAGAAAAAUGUAUUUAUAUCUAGGAAAAGCGAAGGUCCCAAGAGGUCAAGUAGUAACUGAUUAUCGAUUCUUCAUACGUUCAAUUAUAAGACAUCAAGAUUUAAUUACAAAAGAAGCUUCAUUUGAAUAUCUCCAAAAUGAAGGAGAAAGAGUAUUAUUGGAAGCAAUGGAUGAAUUAGAAGUUGCUUUUAGUCACCCUCACGCGCGUAGAACAGACUGUAAUCAUAUAUUUUUGAAUUUUGUCCCCACUGUUAUAAUGGAUCCUGGAAAAAUCAAAGAAAGUGUCACUAAUAUGGUCAUGAGGUAUGGCCCACGUCUUUGGAAACUACGAGUUCUUCAAGCUGAACUUAGAAUGACAAUACGACCUACACCAACAAGUAAAACUUCAAAUGUCCGCCUUAGUCUUGCUAACGGUAGUGGUUAUCAUUUGGAUAUUUGUCUGUACAAAGAAAUUACUGAUUCUAAAUUGGGGAUGAUUAAAUUUGAAUCAUAUGAAUCAAAGCAAGGUCCUUUGCAUGGACUCGCCGUUUCUACACCAUAUGUUACAAAAGACUUUUUACAACAAAAAAGAUUCCAAGCCCAAAGUGCUGGCACAACAUACGUGUAUGAUAUUCCUGAUAUGUUUAGACAGAUGAUUGAAACUAUCUGGCAAGAAUAUAUAGCAGAACAUCCAAAUGAUGGAGUGUUAAAAAAUAAUAUAUUAUUUGAUUAUGUUGAACUUGUUGUGGAAGAUAAUCAUAUAAUUGAACAAAAGCGUUUCUCAGGUGAAAAUACCGCUGGCAUGGUUGCUUGGAAAUUUACAAUGAGUACUCCUGAGUAUCCUUCUGGUAGAGACAUCAUUGUAAUCGCUAAUGACUUAACAGUAAAUAUUGGUUCAUUUGGUCCACAAGAAGACAUUGUAUUUGAUUUGGCAUCUAAAGAAGCUAGGAGAAGAAAAAUUCCACGUAUUUAUAUAUCUGCUAAUAGUGGAGCUCGUAUUGGUCUUGCAGAAGAAAUAAAAAGUUUGUUUAAUGUGGCAUGGGAAGACCCAUCAGAUCCAGAAAAAGGAUUUAAAUAUUUAUAUUUAACACCAGAUGACUACGGUAAAUUAGCUGGACAAAAUUCAGUUGAAGCUGAAUUGAUUGAAGAUGAAGGGGAACCACGAUACAAAUUAACUGACAUUAUUGGAAAGGAGUUUGGUUAUGGUGUUGAAAAUUUAAAAUUUGCUGGAAUGAUAGCCGGGGAAACAUCUCGUGCUUAUCAAGAUAUUGUUACUAUUUCAAUGGUAUCUUGUCGUGCUAUUGGUAUUGGAGCUUACCUUGUACGACUUGGUCAAAGAGUUAUUCAAAUCGAAAACUCUCACAUUAUCCUUACAGGAUAUAGUGCCUUGAAUAAGCUUCUUGGCCGUGAAGUAUAUGCAUCAAACAAUCAAUUAGGUGGCAUUCAAAUUAUGUAUAACAAUGGUGUUUCUCAUAAAACUGAAGCUAGAGACUUAGAUGGUGUAUAUAGAAUUUUAAAAUGGCUCUCUUACAUUCCAAAGACUAAAGAAUCUCCCUUGCCUAUAAUAAACAGUGUGGAUCCUGUAGAAAGAGAUAUAGACUAUGUACCAACUAAAGUUCCAUAUGAUCCUCGUUGGAUGAUUGCUGGAAAAGAAGAUUCAAAUGGCCAUUGGGAGUCUGGAUUUUUUGACAAAGGAUCUUGGGAUGAAAUAAUGCAACCGUGGGCACAAACUGUUGUAUGUGGAAGAGCGAGACUUGGAGGAAUUCCAGUUGGUGUUAUUGCUGUUGAAACGAGAACAGUAGAAGUUGUUUUACCAGCAGAUCCUGCCAAUUUAGACUCUGAAUCCAAAACUGUCUCACAAGCUGGACAAGUAUGGUUUCCAGAUUCUGCUUAUAAAACGUCACAAGCUAUUAAAGAUUUUGCUCAUGAAGAUUUACCACUUUUCAUUUUUGCUAACUGGAGAGGAUUUUCUGGUGGAAUGAAAGAUAUGUAUGAACAAAUUAUGAAAUUUGGUGCUUAUAUUGUUGAUGAACUAAGACAAUACAAUCAGCCAAUUAUUACGUAUAUUCCACCAUUUGGUGAGUUACGAGGAGGUGCUUGGGCUGUUGUAGAUACUACUAUUAAUCCAAGACACAUUGAGAUGUACGCGGAUCCAGAUAGCAGAGGUGGUAUUCUAGAACCAGAAGGAAUUGUUGAAAUUAAAUUCCGCGAAAAAGAUAUAUUAAAAUCUAUUCACAGAAUUGAUACGAAUAUUUUGAGUCUCAAAGCGAACACUAAUCCUACCCCUGAACAAGCUAUAGAAAUUGAGAAGGAUGUUGCUGACAGAGUUUCUGUAUUGAAACCUAUUUUUCAUCAAGUUGCAGUGCAUUUUGCUGACUUGCAUGAUACACCAAAAUGCUUACUGAGUAAAGGUGUUAUAAAAGAUAUUGUAGAGUGGAAGAAAUCUCGUAAUACAUUAUAUUGGCGACUGAAAAGACGUUUAUUACAAAAUCAAAUACAAAAAGUCAUCACAAAAUCAAAUGAUGCUAUUCAAGAUGAUGUUGCCUAUGAAAUGUUAAGAAGGUGGUUUGUUGAAGACAAAGGCACCACAGCUUCUUAUCUAUGGGACAACAAUCAAGCUGUAGUUCAAUGGCUAACAAGUCAACUUAAUGAAUCUGAUGGUACGAUCUUACCUGAUUCAUUGAUUGCUAACAACAUUAAAAGUGUUAGAAAAGAUGCAGUCAUAAAUCAAGUCAAAUCUACAAUUAUUAAUACGCCUGAAGUUACUUCAGAUAUAAUUAUGGGCAUGUUCCAAAGCUUAUCUGAAAUGCAGCGUCUUGACUUGAUUCACAAUUUGACCCAGUUAACGGGUAUUGGAAAUGUGAAUUUAAAUAGUUGA